AUGGGCAGCACUCUUAGACUUCUGACUUCCGAGUUGCAUUUGAUUGAACCACUUAAGGUAUUUAUUAUCAAUGUUGUCGGCGUUGCGAACACUCCAUUUCCGACGAGAAGCUUUCGUUUAAUCAGAGUGAGAUCCGGGCCAUUGUCCAAAAAUGCGUAAGCUUCGACGUUUCCUGUUGGAGUUGCUAACAUGACAGAAAUAACUCCCAGUCGUGAUGGUACAUACAUGAUUCCAGUCAGGGCACAAAGCCCUUGAUUCUUGUAAUGUUCGCUGAUUGUUUUCCGAGGCCAUUACAUGCAAAAGCGUAUGAUGUCGUUUUUUGCACCCGGACUGACCACAAAGUGCUCUGGAACUGCCCACCUUGGCCAAAUGCGUAUUACCAAGACAAACAAAACACUCUUUGUGUACCCGCGGACAAUUCCCUCGAUCUGCAACACCCAUCGAAAGUAAACGUGGGCAAUUUGCCGCAUCAUGUGCAUUAGAACAUAUGUAACAUGGCCGGUGAUCUGGUUCGACACUGGAAAUGGCAAAUAUGUUGGGUUUGUCCCGUUUUUUGAUAUUGGGCCGUGGCAGUAAAGGGCAGUUGCGAGAGCUUGACAUCACCAUCUUGAGAUAUUUGUCCUAAACGACGUCUUGCUAUCCUAGCUCGAGUAUUUACGAAUUCCGUGAAUCCUGCAAAAUUUGGAUCUCUACCAUUUAUAGAUAUUUUGUCAGCAACUUCAGCCCAUUAGAUCUGCAUAAAAAAAACGGUAAAAAGCGGACAAUUCGCGCUAGGACACAGCGAUUGUAGGUCAGAGACGUAGUUCGUUUGCGUGAGCGCUAUAUAACAACUUUUCAUUUUUACGCACAAAUCUCAAAGUGCCUUUGCAGUCUGGUUAACUUGGCGUGCCUGUCUGAAGACACCAUCCAUAAGAGCAUUAGCCACUACAUGUGGCUUGCCAAAUAAGCUGCUCAAUAUUUCCCGUGCUCUUGAAUAAGCCAACGGUGAGGGCAGCAUGACGCACUCUUCUAUGGCAGCUCUCGCACCACCUCUGCAAUAGUGAAUCAAGUACAGAAGCCUCUGUCCAGCAUCUUCAACUUUCCGCCAAGCCCUGGUAAGCGCCUCGAACAGCGGGCUAAGCCAGGUAAAGGCAUCCGGUGUUGUGUGUCCCCACAAUGCUUCCCUUGCCUUCCCCAUCCCCCACCCCAAAAAGUCUUACUGAGAGGGCAGCAUACAAACCUGUCGGCAGUCCAGGCUAAUUCGGGUGGCUCUCCACUAGACAAAGCCUUGACCCAUAGUGGAGUUCGCCAAUCGUCUGAGAUGACUAGGCAGCCCUAUUUAGGGAUAGCACUGCUUAUCCCCUGGUAGGGGAAGGGUAAGGAAUGGAGCCCUAAACAAAUGCUGGGGAAUCACGCCAUCUGCCAGUAUACCGUGGUUUGCGGAUGCAAAAUCGCGAUCGAAACACUAUAACGAAUAACAACCACCCUUUCCCCCGCCCCACUCCACAGGCUGCUAGGGUGAGUCCGCUCACUCUGACACACUAGAAUGCGCUUCCUCUUUUAGACAACCAGAGGGGCAACAGACCGGCAAGAAGGACGGCGCCAGUAGUUCGAGAACUGGCGCGCCACAAGGUGGAGAUGGCUGAUCUCAGCAAAAACCGCGUCUCUGAACAGAGUCUGUUGGAAGAAAGGGUGCCGGCAACACCUUCUUUUGGAGUGGCUGCCCGAAGUCAUGGCAACAAGACGUGGGCGUCGCCUUUACCAUCCGGAACGGCAUUGUGGGACGACUGCCCUGUCUGCCGCAGAUCAUCAACGACCGACUGAUGACCCCCGUGCCUGCAUCUACGGGACUCUAAAUUCGCCACCAUCAUCAGCGCCUACGCCCCCUCCCCCUCCAAAUGACCAGCUCCGAUGAGGAAAAAACAAAUUCUACGAGGACCUGCGCGUCCUCCUGGCAUCUGUGCCGAAGACGGACGGACUGGCUACUCUUGGUCGGCACAGACCAUAUUGCCUAGAAAGGAGUGCUGGGCCCUUACGAACUCGUCGGCUACAAAGACAGUGACCUCCUCCUCCUCCUGAAAGUCUGCGCUGAACAACGCCACCUGCUGACCACCACCGCCUUCCGCCUGCCGGUAAGCAAAAAAGCCAACUGGAUGCACCCCCAAUCGCGGCUCUGGUAGCUGCUGGGCUAUAUUCCCGUUCGGCGGCGCGGUCGGCAGGAUGUGAUAGUGACCAAGGCCAUUUGCGACGCCGUCAGCUGGGCGGACCACCGCCUAGUCAUCUCCAAGAUGAAGCUCGCCUGCAACCGCACAGGAGGCCACAAGAUAAGCGACCACGCUUUGUUGAAUUCGCCUAUUCACUGUUUGCAUUUCAGCAACCAACUGACCCAGCGGCCGGAAGAACUGCCAGCUGCAGAUGAAAGCGCCUCUGUGGAGACUCGAUGGUGCCAACUGCGGGACGCUGUCCAUUCGACCGGCCUGGGUGUCGUCGGCCGCACACGUCGUUAUCGGCAGGACUGGUUCAACGGCAACGACGCAGCCAUCACUAACCUGCUCGUCGUCGAGAAGAACAGGUUGCACAGAGCCUAA
Messenger RNA from Spirometra erinaceieuropaei, 2567 nucleotides. The record is from the annotation of a GenBank genome assembly. Lineage: Eukaryota; Metazoa; Platyhelminthes; Cestoda; Diphyllobothriidea; Diphyllobothriidae.